Messenger RNA from Rhopalosiphum padi (bird cherry-oat aphid), 1316 nucleotides. RefSeq lists its product as uncharacterized. The record is from RefSeq and is a predicted model, not a curated record. Bases 10 to 1215 code for a protein of 401 amino acids. The transcript has 4 exons. NCBI's taxonomy places the organism in Eukaryota, Metazoa, Arthropoda, Insecta, Hemiptera, Aphididae.
AGUGGAAAAAUGAAGUUAGUGAUCGUUUUGACCGCUAGUUUGGCUUUGGCCACAGCCGCCACGCUGCCAAAUAAAAAAAAUAACAGUCAAAACGAAUUGUUCGAAUCGAAUGAAAACUACAAUAACAACGAAUAUGUCCAAGAAAAGGAGGUACGUGAUUCCAUUGCAAACUCUUUUGACGCCAUCGUGAACGUCAUAAGACAAUACAAAAAUGACGUUGCAAAAUCCGACAACUUUAGAACUAACGAAAUUUCCGUCCAAGACACCGUAAACUUCGGUUACAACGCCGACACGUUUUUGACCAACGUUCGCGUCAACGGAUUGAAAAAUUUUGACAGCCAAAACUUCACCAUGGUGUGGGGAGAAGAUUUGAUCCACGUCGCUAACGGCUGGAAAAAACUCGCGGUCAACGGAGUGUUUCAUCACAUGAACACCGUGGCCAGACACAGUGGAGUAUUCCAUUUAGACAUUAUCGAACCUAAAUACAUGGGUGAAUCUUUGCUCACAAAAAACUCAAACGUCUACCCGUUAAUGUCGAACGUUGACUCCUUCAAGUUCGUUAAGUUCAUCGUCAACCACACCUCGUUGCCGGAAGUUUUCCAAGACGACAAACCUCAAUUUGAUUAUUUCGUCAAAAACACCAUAGCUCAAUACGUAGCAACCGCCGAAGCCAACAACAUGUACAACGACGUCGCCCUGCAAAUCAGGCGGAUCGUCAAACCCUACAUGGUGUACCGCAGCAACAAGAUCGCCAGCGAAACUGUGUCACCGAUCACCGGCGAUCUGGCCGAUGGUUUCCGUUUCGAGUUGAAAAACCUCGAUUUCGACAACUCCAAAAACAACUUGGCUAAGAUUCCGUUCGUGCAGGUGAACAAGACCAACGAGAGCUACUCCGCCAAACUCGAACUCCGCCUGUUGGACUUGACCGGAGAAUUCGACAGCGUCGUGACAUCCCCCAAUGGCAAGAGUUACAACCAUAGAGCCACGUACAAGACCGACGCCGUCAAGGUGGUUUGCGACUUGGACUUCGUCGAAAACAAAGUUCGCACCGCUGUCCACGUCACGAGGCCCCAAAUUCAGUUCCCGUCGAUCGACUCCGAUUCCGCGGUCAACUGGUCUGACGUUCAAAAACAAUUGGUGCCCCACUUCAACGUUUACUUCAAGCGCACCCUCGAGAGUGCCAUCGACCGUAACGUCCACCAAUCCAUGAUGUAAUUAAUUACGAACGGACCCUAGGGUCGACUAUAUAUUUUGUUCAAUAGAAAAUAAACCAGCAACAUUUUAUAAUUGUUAUAGUGUAUUAAAAAUAAAGACGA